This is a messenger RNA of Medicago truncatula (barrel medic), 1822 nucleotides long. RefSeq names its product berberine bridge enzyme-like 21. The record is from RefSeq and is a predicted model, not a curated record. The transcript has a single exon. The coding region runs from base 82 to 1710 and encodes 542 amino acids. Gene Ontology annotation, molecular function: oxidoreductase activity; FAD binding. NCBI's taxonomy places the organism in Eukaryota, Viridiplantae, Streptophyta, Magnoliopsida, Fabales, Fabaceae.
CUCAAACAUGUUACAAAUCCUUUUCUAUAAAACCGCACAAAUCCUUUAUCAUUUUUCAUAUCAGUUAUUACAAAAAAAAACAUGGCAAAAUCAAAUCCAAUUUCUCUAUGCUAUUUUUCUAUACCAUUUUUUGUUCUUAGUGUUUUUUUCUCUGCAUCGUUGGCAGCACCAACAGAAUCUUUGUACACCACUUUUCUUCACUGUCUCACACAAAACAACACAGAUCCAACAAUCUCCAACAUUGUUUUCUCUCAAACAAACACUUCAUUUUCCAUUGUUCUUAAAAACUACAUACGUAACGCACGUUUCAACACAACUUCAACGACAAAACCAUUACUCAUAGUAACUCCAAAACAACCCUCACAUGUUCAAUCCACUGUUAUAUGUGCCAAGCAAGUCAAUAUUCAAAUCAAAAUCAGAAGUGGUGGACAUGAUUAUGAGGGUAUUUCUUAUGUAAAUCAAUCACCCUUUAUCAUACUUGAUAUGUUUAAUCUUAGAACAAUCAAUGUUGAUAUAAAGAACGAAGUUGCUUACGUUCAAGGUGGUGCUACACUUGGUGAAGUUUAUUAUAGAAUUUAUGAGAAGAGUAAGGUUCAUGGUUUUCCUGCUGGUGUGUGUCCAACUGUCGGUGUUGGUGGUCAUUUCAGUGGUGGAGGGUAUGGUACAAUGUUGCGAAAAUAUGGUUUAUCUGUUGAUAAUAUUAUUGAUGCUGAAAUUGUUGAUGUUAAGGGUAGGCUUUUGAAUAGGAAAUCAAUGGGUGAAGAUCUUUUUUGGGCUAUACUAGGUGGUGGUGGUGCUAGUUUCGGUGUUGUUCUGUCUUAUACUGUUAAAUUAGUAGCGGUUCCUGAAACCGUUACUGUUUUUCGUAUUGAGAAAACUUUGGAACAGAAUGCUACUGAUCUUGUUGUUCAAUGGCAACAAGUUGCGCCGACAACGGAUAAUAGGCUUUUUAUGAGGCUUCUUUUGCAACCUAUAACUUCUAAGGUUGUUAAAGGAACAAAAACUAUUAGAGCUUCUGUUGUUGCUAUGUUCCUCGGCAGGGCCGAGGAACUAGUAGGGAUUUUAGGGAAACAGUUUCCACUUUUGGGAUUGAAGAAAACAGAUUGUAUUGAAUUGAGUUGGAUUAAUUCUGUUAUAUGGUAUAAUGAUGCUGAUGAUUUUAACAAAGGUGCGAAACCGGAGAGUCUUUUGGAUAGGAAUCUUAAUUCCGCGGCUUUCGGUAAGAGGAAAUCUGAUUAUGUUCAGAAAGCUAUUUCAAAAGAUGAUUUGGAAGGGAUAUGGAAAAAGAUGAUUGAGUUGGGAAAAGUUGGAUUUGUUUUCAACCCUUAUGGUGGAAAAAUGGCUGAGAUUCCGGCCGAUGCAACGCCAUUUCCUCACCGUGCCGGGAAUUUGUUCAAAAUUCAAUUCUCAGUGAAUUGGAAUGAUCCAGCACCUAAUGCAACAGUUGGUUUUUUGAAUCAAGCUAAGGUACUUUAUAGUUACAUGACACCUUAUGUGUCAAAGAAUCCUAGAAGUGCUUAUAUAAAUUAUAGAGACCUUGAUAUUGGGAUUAAUAGUUUUGGUAAGAAUAGUUAUGAAGAAGGUGAAGUUUAUGGCACUAAGUACUUUAAUAAUAAUUUUGAUAGGUUGGUUAAGAUUAAGACUGCUGUUGAUCCUGAUAACUUUUUCAGGAAUGAACAAAGUAUUCCUGUUCUUCCUGGAAAGGCUUAGAUUAGAGAAUCAUUAGUCUUUUUUUUUUUUUUUUUUACGAAAGAAUCAAUAAGUUGUAAGCCUUAUACUGCAUUAUUUAUGCUGUUAAUAACAACAAUUAUGUCCUAUAUCA